This is a messenger RNA of Prorocentrum cordatum, 1413 nucleotides long. The record is from the annotation of a GenBank genome assembly. Lineage: Eukaryota; Dinophyceae; Prorocentrales; Prorocentraceae.
CUGAGGUGCGCGGAGAGGGUCACGGGGCACCUCAGCGGGGCCUGCCCAGUGAGGCUUAUCGUCUUCGACCUGGACGAGACGCUCACGAUGGCGACGUUCAUGGCCUCGGACGGCAGCUGCCUCCCGCGCGAGCGAGAAAAAAUCCGAAGAAGACACGCGAACUUCGAGUCGCCCUGGGUGGACGGCUCGAGGCGGGCCAAGCUCCAGCGCAUGCUCGAGGCGCUGGCGCGUGGCCCGGGCGGGCGCCGCAGGUUCCUGGCGGUGCUGACCCGCAACGCCAACGCGGCCGGCGUCCUGGCCGUGGUGAACUUGCUCAAGGCGGGCGGGCUCGCAGAGUUCUUCUCGGCGGCGGACGUGCUGGCGCACGUGUGCCGGUGCCCGGAGGCGUGGGUCCCGCAGCUCGCGGGCGGGGAGAGGGCCGCGUUCGCGGACCUGCUGCCCCUCACGCAGGAGGGCGUCGUGCUGGUGGACGACCAGAGGUCAAACUUCCGGAGCCCCUCGGGCGUCGAGGUGCUGAGGUAUUGCAAGGUGGCCCGCUACGACGCGGACUACCGCAGCUUCGGCUUCGUCACGGACAUGGGGGGCAUCGGCGCGCACAGCGACGCGGACUACGACAUGCUCCAGCGCUUCGUGGAGGACCCGUGGAUGUGCCGGGACUCGAUGCAGGUCCGCUGCAACGAGCGCGCCUUUGUGGGUAGCGAGGGGAGGAAUCCUGUGCAGCUGGUGGUCUUCGACUUCGACGAGACGCUCACGCUGGCUACCUUCAUGCCCAGCGCCGUGGAGGAGGGCAGCAGAGUCGACAAGCUCGGCGCGCUGCUGCGCUGGAUCGCGGCCGAGAGGAGGCUGGCGGUGCUGACGAAGAACGAGCGCGGCGCGAUGGCCGUGCUCAGCUUGCUGAGGAUCGCGGGUCUGGCGGAGCACUUCAGCGCGAUCUGGACCAUGCGGGCCGACGGCCGGGGCGGGGACCAUGGCGCCUACCAGGAGGGUGGGCGCUGGACGCGCUUCCAGCCGCCCGUCGAGAGGGUGGGCAACCACAAAGCGGACGUCCUCCGCCACGUCGUGGACAACCCCUCGGAGUGGUUCCCGCAGCUGCAGGGCCCGCAGAGGUCGCGCCACGAGGACCUGCUCCAGCUCCGGCCGGAGGGCGUGGUGCUCGUCGACGACGAGAGGGCGAAUUUCCGCAGCUACGAGGUGGCCCCGGGCUCCGAGGAGCCCGCGAGGGUGCUGCGCUACUGCAAGGUCUUCCGCUACGACGACGAGUACCGGGACUGCGGCCUGCUCAACCAGAUGGGCGGGCUUGGCGCACACAGCCCGGGUGUUGCCACUGGCGCGCCUGGUCCAGGGCGUCUGUCCCUCCGCGGCCUCUGUGCUGCACCCCUCGCCGGGGCCCACGAGGGCCUCUGGGAACUCCAG